AUGGGUUUCAGCAAGUGGCGAGGCAAGGUGUCGGAGCAACCCAUCGUGGUUGAUGCCGUUACUACCGGCUCCGACAUGGAGGUCAACCCUGAAGCGGAGUUGAAGAAGUUCAAGAAGAUUCACAAGUGGGAUCCCUUUUUGGAUAUCGACAAGCUUGACGCCGCCGAGGGUGCCCUUGCGACCGGUGACUAUGAGAAGGAGAAGGCCGUUGAGGCCGCUCUCCAUGAGGACUCGCCUUACGCCGAGGUCCGGGCCUCUGUCCAACCCUUCGAUGACCCUGAUCUGCCCAUCAACACAAUCAGAGCGUGGAGCAUUGGUGCUUUCAUGUGCACCAUCAUCGCCGCCUGCAACAUCCUUCUCGGUCUCCGUCGUUCCCCCAUCAUCAUUACCUCGACCGUUGUCCAGUUGAUUUCCUACCCGAUUGGUGUCUACUGGGGCAAGAUCAUGCCCCAUGCCUCUUUUAAUGUCUUUGGCCAUGAGCUCCAGCUCAACCCCGGUCCCUUCAACGUCAAGGAGCACACCGUCAUCACCAUGAUGACAGCAGCUGGUGCCACUGCCAGUUACGCCAUUGACAUUCUCCUCGCCCAGGAGCUGUUCUACAAGCAGUACUUUGGUUGGGGUUUCCAGAUCCUGCUUACCAUCUCGACCCAGGCCAUGGGUCUUGGUAUUGCCGGUAUCCUUCGUCGCUACCUCGUCUGGCCCGCUGCCAUGAUCUGGCCCGCGACUCUGAUCACGACUACUGUCAUGCACUCUCUUCACGACCAUUCCUCGUCAGAUCCAGCCCUUACCAACGGCUGGAGGAUUGGCCGCUACAAGUUUUUCCUUCUUGUGGCUGCCUGUACCUUCUGCUACGAGUGGAUUCCUGAAGUCAUUGCUCAGUUCCUCCAGAUCUUCACCUUUGCCUGCUGGAUCGCCCCCAACAACGUCCUUGUCAACCAGGUCCUUGGUGGCCAGACCGGUCUCGGCCUCCUCCCCAUCUCCUUUGACUGGAGUGUCAUUUCCGGUUACUUGCUCUCCCCUCUGCAGACCCCGGCAUUCGCCAUCGCCAACGUCGGCGUCGGCAUCAUCAUCAUGGUCAUUGGUUGCGCCGGUCUCGCCUGGGCGGGCCCCGAAUUCUACCGCUACCUCCCCAUCAGUGCCAACUCCAACUUUGACCACUUUGCUAAGCCCUACAACACCAGCCGCAUCCUCACCCCCGACUUCACCUUCAACGAGACCGCCUACAAGGAGUACUCUCCUCUCAUUCUGGGCCCGGCUUUCUCUCUGAGUUACGGCAUGGGCUUCGCCGGCCUCGUCGCCACCCUCACCCACGUCGCCCUGUUCUACGGCAGCGACAUCAUCGCCCGCACCCGCUCUGCCAAGAACGAGGAGGCCGAUAUCCACCUGAAGCUUAUGCGCAAGUACAAGGAGGCUCCCGAGUGGUGGUUCCUGAUCAUGUUCGUCAUCAGCUUCGCUUUCGGCAUGAUUGCUUGCCAGGUCUGGGAAACCCACCUGACCUGGUGGGCGUACAUCAUCUGCAUCCUCAUCGGCGCCUUCUUCAUCCUGCCUGUCGGCAUCAUCCAGGCCGUCACCAACCAGCAGACUGGUCUGAACGUCAUCACCGAGAUGAUUGUCGGUUACAUGACCCCCGGCCGCCCCGUUGCCAUGAUGCUGUUCAAGUCUUGGGGUUACAUGCUCUGCUACAACGGGCUGCAGUACGUUUCCGACAUGAAGGUCGGCCACUACAUGAAGGUCCCUCCCCGUACCAUGUUCGCCGCCCAGACCUUUGCCGUCGUCUGGCUGUCCCUCGUCCAGAUUGCCUCCUACAACUUCCUCCGUGGCAACAUCGACGGCAUCUGCACCCCCACCCAGGCCCAGGGUCUUACGUGCCCCCAGGCUCGUACUUUCUACAACGCCAGUGUCAUUUGGGGUGUCAUCGGCCCCCUUCGCAUGUUCGGUUCUGGUCAGCUCUACUCUUGGGUCAACUAUUUCUGGCUUAUUGGAGCCGCCUGCCCUAUCAUCCAGUUCUUCUUGGCUCGCCGUUACCCCCGUAGCUUCCUCCGCUACGUCUUUUUCCCCGCCAUUUUCGGUGCCGCUGGUAUGAUCCCUCCCGCCACCACCUGGUGGUUGGGCCAGUGGGUUAUUGUCGGUCUCAUCUUCAACUGGUGGAUCCGUGGACGCUUCUUCGGAUGGUGGAGUAAGUUAUUACCUGAUCUUCAAAAGGCUUUUACGCACAGUAACACUAACCCUUUUAUGCAGCUCGCUACAACUACGUCCUCUCCGGUGCUCUCGAUAUCGGUACUGCUCUCUGCAUCGUCGUUUCCGGCCUUGCUCUGGGACUGUCCAACACCGAGUUCCCUGAGUGGUGGGGUAACACCGUGCCCUUCAACAACCUCGACUACGAAGGUGCUGUUACAAAGGUUCUGCCUGACGACGGAUCUUUCAUCGGGCCCUCCACAUGGUAAAGCGCAUAAGCGCCGCCAUGGCCGGUGCCUGUGGAGUUAA
Molecule: messenger RNA, 2484 nt
Organism: Colletotrichum truncatum
Lineage: Eukaryota; Fungi; Ascomycota; Sordariomycetes; Glomerellales; Glomerellaceae
Product: oligopeptide transporter OPT-like protein
Biological process (GO): transmembrane transport
Cellular component (GO): plasma membrane
Molecular function (GO): oligopeptide transmembrane transporter activity
Source: RefSeq, a predicted model, not a curated record